This is a messenger RNA of Carassius gibelio (silver crucian carp), 2229 nucleotides long. RefSeq names its product claudin 7b (gene cldn7b). Gene Ontology annotation, cellular component: bicellular tight junction; plasma membrane. Gene Ontology annotation, biological process: cell adhesion; bicellular tight junction assembly. NCBI's taxonomy places the organism in Eukaryota, Metazoa, Chordata, Actinopteri, Cypriniformes, Cyprinidae. The record is from RefSeq and is a predicted model, not a curated record. The coding region runs from base 238 to 867 and encodes 209 amino acids. The transcript has 4 exons. Gene Ontology annotation, molecular function: structural molecule activity.
CAGCAGCUAUUCAAGGUGCGGCUUCACAGGACAGGUAGGCUAUCUGAGUUGGGGAAUCAGCAACGGCGCUUUACUGCAUUUUAACUAACAUUUAAAAAAUAUAAUACAUAUUUCAAAACUACGUUUUUGAUUAUUUAAGACGUUGGAGGAUUACGAAAACCGAACUCAUUUGGAAAAGCAUUAGACCUGACCUGCUGCUUUCAGAUAUCGUUUAACUUUUAAGUUCAUUGCGAGAAGAUGGCAAAUAAAGGACUGCAGCUUUUGGGAUUUACUCUAUCGCUUCUGGGGUUGAUUGGGCUCAUCGUUGGCACAAUCUUACCCCAAUGGAAGAUGUCUGCCUACGUUGGAGAUAAUAUUAUCACAGCGAUAGCGAUGUAUCAAGGUCUUUGGAUGUCGUGCGCUUUCCAGAGCACCGGACAAAUGCAGUGCAAGGUGUACGACUCCAUCCUCCAACUCGAUAGUUCUCUCCAGGCAACUCGUGCCCUGAUGAUCGUCGGGAUCCUUCUCACAGUAGCAGGACUGGGUGUGGCCAGCAUGGGCAUGAAGUGCACUAACUGUGGUGGUGAUGACAAGGUCAAAAAGUCCCGCAUUGCCAUGACCGGCGGUAUAGUCCUCAUUGUUGGAGCCCUCUGUAGCAUUGUCGCCUGCGGCUGGUUUACAAAUCAAAUCGUCCGGGACUUCUAUAACCCCUUCACACCAGUCAACACAAAGUAUGAGUUCGGUGCAGCCAUUUUCAUUGCCUGGGCAGGUGCGUUCCUGGACAUAAUGGGUGGAGGCAUGUUGGCUGCCUCCUGCCCAAAGGGUAAACCAUCUCCCAAGUACCCCAAGUCCUCCAGACCCCCCAGCAGCAGCAAGGAGUACGUUUGAGCCAUGGCAGCAGUUCACAAGCUGGAGAAGAUCAUAAUGAAUAACAGAGCAUCUGUAGAAGUUUCCCUAGUCAGCUGAUCUCAGAUCUUUUUAGAUUUUAAUUUCUUGUAUUGUGUUUGACUUAGAAUAGAACAGACAGCUAAGAUCAGUGGCCUUGGGAAAAUUUUACUCGUGCUCCGAUACAGCAGCCCACUUCAGAAAAAGAGGUCACUUAUGUUUUCUUUCUUUUGAUAAGCACCAAGUCUGUUUUUUCCUAUUAUAAAUCAUGUUACUGAUGUGAGUUUGGAAAGAGGGGGAUCUUCCCCAGUAUGUUCCUCCUUUUAUAAGACUGCCAUGUUUAGGGAACUUUAAAGAGAGAGGCAUGCUCAGGGAAAAAUCAUCACUCAUACCGCUCAUUAACACAUCUCUAUUCUAAAGCCAUGUCCUGACCUCAUCUGACUUUUUUGCUUUGUGUUUCACUUUAUGCUAUGUUGUCUGACACUGAGGUGCAUGAAAAGAACAAUUUAAAUUUCUUUAUAAUUUUUUUAAGAGCCAAGACCAACAUACAAAUUUCUGGUUCACUUUGCUGCAUAAUUUCAGGCCGGUGACGGUGACGGUGACAUACCAGACCUUCUCUUUUCAAACAAUACUUCACUUUAUACAAAUGAUCUGAGGGAAGUUUCACUCAUUGCUAUUGAAAGACAGUUUUUGAAAGGAAGUAGUAAAGUACUGAACUACUCAAAGAGAACUAUAAUGUUACCGAGUGGUAUGUUGAUGGAAUUAGAUUGAAAUUGCUGGCAUGCUUUACACAGCUAGAUUGAAACUAGGUGGAUAAACAAAAGCUUUUUUUGUGGUGAGGCUAAAGAUAAAGAAACUAAAGCACUAAAUUUAUCAGUGAAGCCUGUUUUUUUGUUGUUGUUUCUUUUUUUUUGGGGGGAGGGGGGUGUAAAUCAAAGGAAUGGCUCUUAUUUAAGCAAAGUUAAACCAUUUUUUUUUUUUUUUGCUUCAGCUCCUCAGUGUCCUUCCUGUUAUUAAGAUAAUGUUACAAAAUCUUUUGGCACUCCUUUCUUGCUUUAUACACCAUUUUUUGGUCAGGAGAAAAGGUUGUAGAUAUUUGCUGAGUCCAAGACCAAGAAUUACAUGUCUCUUUUUAUCCACAUGUACAUGAGUAUGUGACAUGCAAAAUCUGGUUCUCUAUGGCUGUUGUUCUUUCUUUCUUUGGUCUUCGUGCUUAGACCACUUGAGGUGGGUUGCCCUCAAGUCUAUUUAGGAUAGUCGAUAUUAUAUGUGUAACCAGCUUAUGCAAAUAUUUAACUUUUUGAAACGUUUAUGACCGUUUGGUUUGCAUUAUAAAAAAUUAUGUAAAUAAAUUUUUUAAAACAA